Colletes gigas is the source of this 1809-nucleotide messenger RNA. RefSeq lists its product as uncharacterized. The coding region runs from base 282 to 809 and encodes 175 amino acids. The record is from RefSeq and is a predicted model, not a curated record. The transcript has 4 exons. Lineage: Eukaryota; Metazoa; Arthropoda; Insecta; Hymenoptera; Colletidae.
GGUUUAGGCAGGUGUGUCCGCGCCUUAAUCGUGAACCGAGUGGGUGGCCCCCGACAGGGUGGUUUAUCGACCAGGAUACGAACCUCUGGAGGCUCAGUAUUCGCGGGACCUCCACCCCGUCGAAGCGAUCUUACGUAGUAGCGAGACUCUCGGUGAUUCGCGUUGUGACAAGCUCUCUUCGAUGUUCCUCUGAUCGUGAAAACCCAAGUCCUAUCUCCAACGAUUCUCCCGGUGAAUCGACGCGGAUUUUCACGCAGGUUCCUCGAUUCUUAUCAGCAAAAAUGAUCACGGCGUUGCCAGUACCCUCGGUGAAGGUCUUCCACAAAACAUAUUACCAGGAAAAGGGAUCCAGGAUAGCUAGCAGUCAACCUGGUAGUCCGUUGGCCGAAAGCGAGGCAGUUUUAACGUUAAAUUACAAGGAUCCUCCAGAAUACUACAUCUGCGGCAAGGUGAACUCUUUGCACGUGGUGGUUGGCUCGUUGUUGCUGGGUACCGUGGUAUUGAUCGUGGGUCUGGUGCAACUUGCACCUGGAGCCGAAGCUGCACAAAACUCGACUUCCCUGAUAGUCGUCGGGAACACGUUGCUGGCGAUCGGCGGUCUCCUCGCGACGGUCAGAGCUCUGUGCAUCAAGAAACAGAAGGCUGCACAGAAGGAUGGAACCCAUCAGAGAAGCGUCACCAGCAUAGACAUGCUGCUGGCCCAACACAAAGACUUCACGGUUUUGACGCCCGACGAAUUCGAGGACCUCGUUGCACGGUCGACCUCCGCCCUGGAGAGCAACAUCCGCAAACAGGGCCACAAUACCUAGGUACUGUCGGCCUCGAAGAAGGCCCAUCCAUCGUCACCACUGUGCUCGAACACGCCAUCGUCGUCGACGUCGCCAGGAACUAGCUCAUCCAUUCUCUACACGCAUCGUUACGACUCUCGUGAACACAGUCUGGUUUAAAAGAGAAAACAAACUGGCGCCAGCCACAAAUUUAUCUUAUUUCGUUCCUUUUCUUUCUUUCGUUUGAAUGAAAUUUUGUUUUACUUUACUAUCGUGCACGCUGCUGCCUUCAGCUUGGCGCAAGCGGCGAUUUACGCGAAACGUCGCGGACAGAUCUACACGACUCGCGGUAAGCAAUCGAAUUGCCUGCGUUUUGGUGUACGAUCAUCGAUUACAAGAUUCAUCCACAGAGAAAUGGACGAACGCGUUGCUCUCGAUCGCGAAAGACGAAAAAACUAAAAAGGGACCUAAUCACCGAUCGAUCCGGCUGCCUUUGUUCGCUACGAGAUCUUCGAUCGAGAAAGAAAGAUCCUGGAAUUUAUUUUGUUCUGGAGUUUUUUUUUUUUUUUAAUUUUCAGUUUUUCGUUUUUCUCCAGCUCGAUCGAAGGAUCGACUUAUUCAAGUUCGUCGAGGAUCGAUGGUACAGAGACACCCGAAGGCUGCUUCACGGCUAACGAUCACUGAAAGUUUUCGAUUGUUCGAGACCAAAAAAAAAUUUCGUAAUUUCGUAGUUUCGUUCGAGACUUGAUUGUGUUCAAAUCGCCAAGAUACAAGUCUGACAGUAUGUUAAUCGUUAACGUUAAUAGGAGAGAAAUUCUAUCGUAAAGUCUUUUGUACGAAAUUUAGAUUAUCGACGGUAUUUGAUUGUAAUUCAUUGUAUCAUCUUCGUAUCGGUGGAAAAUGGGCAAAUACAGGGUGUCCCUUAGGGUGGUCCUUAUUUCUCGACUUUCGAUUAAUUUUUGACGCACCACUCCAGAUUGUGACGCUUGGUGACCAAAAGUUCUCUGCAAAGUUUCAACGAGAUUAGGCAACAGAAACACGU